Molecule: messenger RNA, 157 nt
Organism: Dentiscutata erythropus
Lineage: Eukaryota; Fungi; Glomeromycota; Glomeromycetes; Diversisporales; Gigasporaceae
Source: the annotation of a GenBank genome assembly
AUGCCAGAAGUAAAUGACUAUUUUAAAAAAUUUAAUGUAAAUUAUUGGAGUUAUGAUGAAUUUCUCAAAUACUUGACAGCCGAAAAAUGUAAUGAAGAUAUUUGGAUAAAAUCCCUGGAAGCAAUUAGUAAAGAUAAAAACUGUCUUGUUAGAUGCC